AAGAUUAUUUGAAAUGCACCCGUUUCUUCCUAUUCGUUCACUCUUCAAGUUGUUUUACAUUACAUCUGCUUUCUGCACUCUAUUCAGACCCGAUGUUUUCCGGUUCAAUCAUGAUGAUGUAGUUUGUGAGGGAGAUCACUAUUUAUUUAACUGUGAACUCAGUGAAUAUUUAGCUGAUGGAGUAUUGGGGAUUUACAAGCUGGAAAAUGAAUUUAUCCCUGCUAAUUUGAGUGCCCGAGAGAAAGAGGUGGCAGAAAUUUUCAAAAAGGAUCCCUAUCCCAAUUUGGUCAUAUGGUCUCUAAGAGAGAUUUUCGAAGAACACGGAGUUCAUAAAUGGAAUCAAACUUACGAUCGAGAUCACAAAACAUUUAAAUAUAGAUAUGGACCAUUGACUCAAAAUGAUUCUGGACUUUAUUAUUGUCGUUUUAUUAUUCCUGGUGAAUAUUCGACUUUAAUGUCGACUUACAUGAAACUUGAAGUUAAUAUGAAGUGUCCUAAACCAUUAAUCAACUGGAUUGUUCGAUUACUCCCAUAUUUCCUAUUGUUCGUCUUUAUCUCAUUGAUUCUUCAACUGGUUUGGCUAUGGAGACGAAAAUCUGAAGUUAUUACAUAUAAGUUGAUAAGUAUUGGACGUUCUAUAGAGUACUAUGAGUUUACUGCAGGUGAUGCACAAGUAUCAAAUAACAAUAAUUCGGAUAAUAAUUCAUUUGAAAAUACUACAAGUUUAAUGUUAGACCCGAUUAAUAAACCUGUGAUUAAUAUAAAGACUAUUGUCACCCGUCGUCCACCGAAAUUUAUAAAUAAAAUUAAAGAACGAUGUACUACUAAUCGUUAUGUAACUUCAAGUCAACAACAAUUUUAUAAUAGGUUCACACAUGAAGAAGAUAUACAACGUUUAAAAGAAUUAGAUAAACUAUUCUUAUCCAAUUAUCAACUCGAAAAAGAUGAACAUUAUGAGUUCUCACGUAAAAAUCUUCAAUUAACAUGUCGAUUAGGUUCAGGUGCUUUUGGUAUUGUUUAUAGAGGUGUUGCAGAAAAUCUACCAAAUUGUGUUAACCCUAAUGAGAAAAUUGAUGUUGCUGUUAAAACUUUAAAAGAUGAUUUCACAGAAGAACAUGUGUCUGAAUUCUUGAUGGAAGUGAAUAUUAUGAAACAGUUGCGUCAUAAGCAUAUCAUUGAAUUUUAUGGAGUUUGUACGGAAAAUGGCUCACCACUUUUAAUAAUGGAAUAUGCUCCUUACGGGAAUCUCAAAGAGUAUCUACGUCGUCAUCGGGAAAUUUGGUUGAAUUGUGACAAUUUAUCUUUGAAACUCUUAAAUUUUGGAUGUCAGGUUGCUAAUGGUAUGAAAUAUCUGGAAUCAAAGUGUCUUAUUCAUCGUGAUUUAGCUGCUCGUAAUAUUUUGGUUGGUAAACAUUGUCAAUUAAAGAUUGCUGACUUUGGACUUACAAGAUUUGCUGAAAAUUAUUAUCGUAAAGUGAAAAAUGUGAGUAUCCACCAACCAAUGAUCUUAAAUUAAUUGAGAUCAUGAGCCGACUAGUGUUAGACUAUCAUUGAGAACCUGGAGGCACUGGACUUCCGUUUCGUACUAGUAUAGGACUCUUCAGCAAUGCACAUCCAUGGUCUCUCGCGCCGCACUCGAACUCAGCACUUUCGGUCUCGCCCACAAAUGCCUAACCUCCAGACCACUGACCUUGCAUCCAUUGGUGUUAAUAUGUAACUUCAACCAAUCCAUGCUAUUGCUCGAUCAUCUUCUAUUGUCUUCGGUGGAUAAAUGCCUCAUAUCCGACAUGGUUGAACUCCACUGGUUAUAACUAAAACUCAACAAUCUCCACAACCCUUAUCGAAGUUGAUAUUAACUUAUACCACCCAUAAUGCUUAACGUUGAUUCAUAUAUACCGGUCAGAAAUACCUCACCUACUUAUAUUGCAUAGGUAGUGAGUUGUUAACUUCAUAAAAUAAUCCCUUAUUUUCUAAUGAAGAUUACAUUUUUUCAACUAUUUCGUGUGACCUAGUAAAUAUUUCUAACCAGACCAAAUUAAAUGUCCAGUACUCAUUUGCUUCCAUUGGUUCUUCAACUGUUGUCACCAUAUAACCGAAAUUCUUGUAGUUUAUAUAACGAACUAGUCUCAAAAAAGCACUGAACAGCUCUUUUGUUCCCUGGUUUUCAGUGAUUGUCCAACUUAGAUCAGUCUCCGAUAUAAGCUCGGAAAAAUCAACAAUCUUGAUAAAGCCCCCUAUACUAAUGAAAUUAUUGUCCUAAUUACUUGUAAUAAACUUCGUUUAGAUUAAUUUACGCGAGUCGGUCACACUACUCGUUAAAAUAGUUUUAAAGUAUUUUUUCAUUCACUCGUUAUCUGUUUUGCAUGUCGGAAUUAACCUGUCAUCAAGGUUAACUGCACACAUAUAAUUUGAAAAAAAUGCUACCUUGUUGUAAUGUGGUCAAAGUUUUGUGCUAGAUAGUUUCAAUGGAAAUGUUUUUUUACUAAGAAAAUUAAAUUUAUAAUUGUGUCGAGGAUAUGCUACUUAUAUCGAUUGGAAUAGGUGAACACAAAUGCUUUUCAUAUAAUGGGAGAGGAGAGAGUUUAGUAAGUUUAUUGUUCAUCUGAUCAAGAUGAUUGCAUGAAUGUUUGUGUACGCGUCAGUGUCAAUUUAUAUAAAUACGAAACGGUUGUUGACAUUAUCAUUCAGCUUUAGCAAUAAGAAUAACUAUCCAGUCAAUCUCAGUCAACUCUUUCUGAGUAGUUGAGUUAGUAAAGAAUUUGAGAGUAUACGUUAAAAACUGAAUUGGGAUAUAGAAUGUAAUAGGUUAUAAUGUAGAAAGUAAAUUAAUUUGUUAUUUCAAAAUUUAACACUUUUUUUGUUUACGAUUUACUUUCAACAGGGUCGUGUUCCUUUAAAGUGGUUAGCUCCGGAAUCUCUAGGUGAUAAAAUCUAUACAAUUAAGUCGGACGUCUGGUCAUUUGGUAUACUAUUGUGGGAGAUAUUCACCCUUGGCUCAUCACCAUAUCCAAAUAUUAAUGUAACAGGAAUUAUACAUUCAAUUCAAUCAGGUGUACGUAAUGAAAAACCAUUAUUAGCAUCAAAUACAAUUUAUCAAAUUAUGUGUAACUGUUGGCAGUUUGAUCCAAAAGAACGAUUAUCAUUUUCAGAAUUAGUGAAUUUAUUAGAAUUACAAAUCAACGAACAUGAUGAUCGUACUGAAAUUAGUGAAACAACGUCAGGAAUAUCAACAUAUCAUCAUGAUGAUAAUCAUAAUAAUUAUAACAGUGAUUUAUUAACAAAUAAUAAUGAUAAAAAUAAUAAAUUAGAUAUGGACAUUAGUAUUACGACUAAUGGAUAUGGUAGUUUUGAUUUCUCUGACGAUGAUCAACAGAGUGAUGAAUAUGUUCAUCAUCCUAUUUUGUCAACAGCAUUUACUUCAGUUUACUGUGAAAUGAGAGCCUAAUAGUUAUAAUGUACACUGUGGGGUUGGAAGUGAAGAAGCAUGAAAUGUAGAAGAAAAUAAGUGUUAUAUAUGUAUACAAUUGUGAUUAUCUGUUAUAGCUACAUUUUUUAAAUGUCAUCAUUCUUGUGUUUAUUAUUAUUAUCAUCAGUGUUUCCGAUCAUUAAAUAAAAGCCAUUUUUCUC
Messenger RNA from Schistosoma guineensis, 3627 nucleotides. NCBI's taxonomy places the organism in Eukaryota, Metazoa, Platyhelminthes, Trematoda, Strigeidida, Schistosomatidae. The record is from the annotation of a GenBank genome assembly.